Messenger RNA from Balaenoptera ricei (Rice's whale), 3435 nucleotides. It is a transcript of the gene COL9A1, whose product is annotated as collagen type IX alpha 1 chain. The record is from RefSeq and is a predicted model, not a curated record. The coding region runs from base 1 to 2778 and encodes 925 amino acids. NCBI's taxonomy places the organism in Eukaryota, Metazoa, Chordata, Mammalia, Artiodactyla, Balaenopteridae. The transcript is spliced from 38 exons.
AUGAAGAACUUUUGGAAAAUCCCAGCUCUCUUCUUUGUAUGCAGCUUUGUGGGACCUUGGGCAUCCGCAACUGUCAAGCGUCGCCCAAGGUUCCCUGUUAAUUCAAAUUCUAAUGGUGAAAAUGAACUCUGUCCAAAGAUCAGGAUUGGACAAGAUGAUUUACCAGGGUUUGACUUGAUUUCUCAGUUCCAGAUAGACAAAGCAGCAUCCAGAAGAGCUAUCCAGAGGGUAGUGGGAUCAACUGCAUUACAAGUAGCUUACAAACUGGGAGAUCAGGUAGACUUCAGGAUUCCAACCAGGCAAUUAUAUCCCAGUGGGCUGCCUGAAGAAUACUCCUUUCUAACCACUUUUCGGAUGACUGGAAGCACACUUGAAAAGAACUGGAGCAUUUGGCAGAUUCAAGAUUCCUCGGGGAAGGAGCAAGUUGGCAUGAAGAUUAAUGGCCAAACAAAAUCUGUUGCAUUUUCAUACAAGGGACUGGACGGAAGUCUCCAAACUGUGACCUUUUUGAAUUUGCCCUCCUUGUUUGAUUCCCAGUGGCAUAAGAUCAUGAUUGGCGUGGAAAGGAGCAGUGCGACUCUUUUUGUUGACUGCAACAGGAUCGAGUCCUUACCUAUAAAGCCAAGAGGCCAAAUCGAUGUCGAUGGCUUUGCUGUGCUGGGAAAACUUGUGGAUAAUCCUCAAGUUUCUGUUCCGUUUGAACUUCAGUGGAUGCUGAUCCAUUGUGACCCGCUGCGACCCAGGAGAGAAACUUGCCACGAGCUUCCAACCAGGGUAACCCCCAGCCAGACCACCGACCUGAGGGGCCCCCCGGGUGAGCAGGGUCCUCCGGGGCCGUCGGGCCCCCCUGGAGUCCCGGGCAUCGACGGCAUCGACGGUGACCGAGGUCCGAAGGGUCCCCCGGGCCCCCCGGGCCCCCCGGGAGAGCCGGGAAAGCCGGGAGCUCCGGGCAAGCCUGGCACGCCGGGCGCAGACGGAUUAACAGGACCUAAUGGAUCUCCUGGCUCCGUUGGACCGAGAGGACAGAAAGGGGAACCUGGCGUGCCGGGACCUCGUGGAUUUCCAGGCCGUGGUAUUCCUGGACCUCCUGGUCCUCCUGGGGGAGCAGGACUCCCUGGAGAGCUUGGCCGUGUUGGACCGAUUGGUGACCCUGGGAGAAGAGGACCACCGGGCCCCCCUGGUCCCCCGGGACCCAGCGGAACAAUUGGCUUUCAUGAUGGAGAUCCAUUGUGUCCCCAUUCCUGUCCACCGGGUCGCUCUGGAUAUCCAGGCCUGCCAGGCAUGAGGGGUCAUAAAGGGGCUAAAGGAGAGAUUGGUGAACCCGGAAGACAAGGUCACAAGGGUGAAGAAGGAGACCAGGGCGAACUAGGAGAGGUUGGAGCUCAAGGACCUCCGGGAGCUCAAGGUUUGAGAGGCAUUACUGGCAUAGCUGGAGCCAAAGGGGAAAAAGGCGCUCGGGGCUUAGAUGGAGAACCCGGGCCGCAAGGUCUCCCUGGUGCACCUGGUGAUCAAGGGCAGCGAGGGCCUCUAGGAGAAACAGGUCCCAAGGGAGACAGAGGGGCUCAGGGUUCUCGAGGAAUUCCUGGUCUCCCUGGGCCCAAGGGCGACACGGGCUUGCCAGGUGUGGAUGGCCGAGACGGGAUACCUGGGAUGCCGGGAGCAAAGGGUGAACUGGGGAAACCUGGACCUCCUGGUGAAGCAGGGUUGCAGGGGUUACCUGGGAUACCUGGAAUUCCUGGCGCAAAGGGUGUUGCCGGUGAAAAGGGUAACACAGGUUCUCCAGGGAAGCCUGGGCAACUGGGGAAUUCAGGCAAACCGGGCCGCCAGGGGCCGCCAGGAGAGGUGGGACCCCGAGGACCUCGGGGCCUCCCUGGCAGUAGAGGUGAACAAGGACCAGUAGGACCCCCAGGACUACCAGGUAAACUGGGUUCUCUUGGCAGCCCUGGCCUCCCCGGUUUGCCUGGUCCCCCUGGACUUCCUGGAAUGAAAGGUGACAGGGGUGUAGUUGGUGAACCUGGUCCAAAGGGUGAACAGGGUGCCUCUGGUGAAGAGGGAGAACUGGGAGAAAAGGGUGAACUCGGAGAUAUAGGAUUACCUGGCCCAAAGGGAUCUGCAGGUAACCCCGGGGAGCCUGGCUUGAGGGGACCCGAAGGAAGCCGGGGGCUGCCUGGGGAGGAAGGACCGCGAGGACCACCUGGCCCGCGAGGCGUGCAGGGAGAACAGGGCGCCACCGGCCUGCCCGGGAUCCAGGGCCCUCCCGGCAGGGCACCAACGGACCAGCACAUUAAGCAGGUCUGCAUGAGAGUCAUACGAGAGCAUUUUGCUGAGAUGGCUGCAAGUCUCAAGCGUCCAGACUCCGGAGCCUCGGGCCUCCCCGGGCGGCCUGGCCCCCCUGGUCCCCCAGGCCCCCCUGGAGAGAACGGUUUCCCAGGCCAGAUGGGACUUCGAGGCCUCCCGGGCAUGAAGGGCCCCCCCGGGGCUCUUGGUUUGAGGGGAGCGAAAGGUGACAUGGGGGAAAGAGGUGAUCGUGGCCCUCCAGGAAGAGGUCCCAAAGGUUUGCCCGGGGCUUCAGGUCUCCCAGGUGACCCAGGUCCCGCCAGCUACGGGAGGAAUGGCCGGGAUGGUGAGCGAGGCCCCCCAGGGGUGGCAGGCAUCCCUGGUGUACCCGGCCCCCCGGGACCUCCUGGCCCUCCUGGUUUCUGCGAGCCAGCCUCCUGCACCUUACAGGCUGGGCAGCGGGCAUUGAAUAGCAAAGGUCCAGAUCAAUCAAAGGCUUAGUGCAGCACGGCUGUCUGCACAAACCAUGCCUGGCGAAGGGGUUGGAGGAGAAACACCCCCAGAAGCCAGGGCACAGGUGACGGUGCAUUACCUUCAAUGUUAUUCUAUUGAUAGAAGUCCCACCUGACCAUCAGGUUUAGAACAAUGGUGCUAUUCAAUAAAUCCUCUUUCCUCUUCCUUGGAGUGAAGCCACAGAGUCAACAAUCAAGCAAACAAACAAAUAAAACCUUCCCUUGAAGUGAACUGACAGUCCUGUCCCCAGGAUCUUGAACUUCCGUGUGCUAUCCGUGUGUGUUAUGUCAUGGGCCACUGAGCCAGUAAACAAAAACAGCUGUUUGGUUUACCUCAGUUGCAGUAGUUAUUUUCAUUUUUUAUGGCGAGCUUGUUCUCAGAUGAUAGUUUCAGCUCUGUGAUUACCAGUCUGGUUGUGAAGAAACCCCACUACCGUCAAUAGAGCUGGUGCUCAAGAUCCCCAUCACUGGGCUCUCGGGAGGGCCGGGGAUGCUGGGAGCGGUUUCUGUGGUGCACGUGUGGGUUCUCGCAUCAGCUUGAAUUUUUGUUGAACUGUACUGUAUCCCAAACCUGCUACUAUUUCGGGCUCUUCUGUGUGAAAGCAAAGAAGGAAUCUUAACAUCCUGCCAUUUGUAAGUUUUAUUG